Messenger RNA from Fusarium sp. VM40, 321 nucleotides. Lineage: Eukaryota; Fungi; Ascomycota; Sordariomycetes; Hypocreales; Nectriaceae. The record is from the annotation of a GenBank genome assembly.
AUGGGCUGGUUCGAUGAUGACUCCCACCCUGCUCAAGCCUACGAAGAGGUGACCCAGCGUCCCCACGAGGCCAAGUGGUCACAUGAGCUCAUUGGUGGCGCUGCUGCUUAUGAAGCUGCUAAGGCCUACGAGGAGCAUUCUGCUCGCAACGGAGAGCCAGACAGCCACGCCAAGGCCAAGGAGUUUCUCGCCGGUGCCAUCGGUGCCUUUGUUGACCGAGAGGUUGAGACUCGAGGACUGGACUUUAUAGAUAAGGAGGAGGCCAAGCGUCACGGCCAGCGUCACGCGGAAGAGCAGCUUAACCAGAACAGCAACUGGUAG